AUGUGGAUAAGCAAGGAAGAGCUCGCGGUCGACGAGAAGGAUCUGCAGUCCGCCAUGGGCUUUUGUACGAGGAUGGAGCAGGAAUCAGGCUUCCCUGUUCUCGCGGAAUAUACCGAGAAGCAAAAGGCAGCAACGCACAAAAGACCUAUCGAUCUGAAGAACGCCCGCAACAUGUUUGUCGAAGCGGUAGUCGCCACCAAGAUCAAAGCCAUGGAGCUCGGAGAAGAAGACAGCAAUGAGGCUAAAUGUCUCCCGGGUUGGGCCGACAUUGACGAGACAGACACACAAAGCGCAAGGUUCUCUCAGCAAAUGAUGAUCUGGCUCAUGGAGACGGAACCAGAGAAGCUGGCCCUGUUGGCGAUGACAGGGUCCGGUUCAGCCCACAGCGAAGCCCACGACCAAGUGAACAUGGCCGAUGUAGCCGACGACGAUGCAGCCGAAUUCAUCGAGGAAAAAGAAGAAGAGCAGGAGCGGAAGGAUGAGCAGGCCGCAAUUGCAUCAUUCAUUCAGGAAAAGGAGACCGGCAAGACCAAGAAGAGGACAAAGCACCAGAUUUUUCUCGAUCGCGUGGCCAGGAUGAGCAACCAUGACGUUUUCACGUCCCGAUACAACAAGCCCCUGGAGCUUCAUGACAAUAUCUUGGUAAAGCACCCGAGGAGAAGAUAA
This is a messenger RNA of Alternaria hordeiaustralica, 666 nucleotides long. RefSeq lists its product as uncharacterized. NCBI's taxonomy places the organism in Eukaryota, Fungi, Ascomycota, Dothideomycetes, Pleosporales, Pleosporaceae. The transcript has 2 exons. The record is from RefSeq and is a predicted model, not a curated record. Bases 1 to 666 code for a protein of 221 amino acids.